AUGAGUUCUAGUGGACUAGAAUGGACACGUCAUUUCGGCCAUUUCCGGUCCGUCCUUCCGACACCCCCUCGUGCUAGCGAUAGACCAACGCACAUUUCCAAAGACCUGAACAUUUCUCCUUUCGUUUUUGUUCGUGUAGACACAGUCAAGAAGUCACUCCAACCACCAUACGACGGACCGUACAAGGUUCUACGGCUCGAACCAAAAUUCUUCGUCUUCGACCGGAAUGGUAUCAAAGAUUCCGUUAGCAUCGACAGGUUGAAACCGGCUUAUUUGGAAACUUCGACUACACCCACGUCGGAUACCCCUUCGACCCCGAUUACCCACCCAACUCCUUCUCACGUACCUGUUAAUUCCCCAGACACCGUUUUACAACCCGUUCCUCACCAUCCCCGACCCCAUUUUACACGUUGUGGCCGUAGGGUUACUUUCCCUUCUCGACUUGUGGAUUUUGUACAUUAG
Molecule: messenger RNA, 462 nt
Organism: Rodentolepis nana
Lineage: Eukaryota; Metazoa; Platyhelminthes; Cestoda; Cyclophyllidea; Hymenolepididae
Source: the annotation of a GenBank genome assembly